Molecule: messenger RNA, 1883 nt
Organism: Vitis riparia (riverbank grape)
Lineage: Eukaryota; Viridiplantae; Streptophyta; Magnoliopsida; Vitales; Vitaceae
Product: pentatricopeptide repeat-containing protein At2g02750
Exons: 1
Coding region: 10-1863 (617 amino acids)
Biological process (GO): RNA modification
Molecular function (GO): protein binding; RNA binding
Source: RefSeq, a predicted model, not a curated record
GAAAUAUCCAUGAAGCGCGACAUUGCAAAACUGGUUUCCAAUGGAUUCUACAGAGAAGCCCUUUCUGUAUACUCCAAACUCCACUCUUCCUCCGUCCUUGAUCACAAAUUCACCUUCCCUUUUCUUCUCAAAGCCAGUGCCAAGCUCAAUUCACCUCUCCAAGGCCAAAUCCUACACACCCAACUCAUUAAAACCGGAUUUCAUUUAGAUAUUUAUGCGGCCACUGCUCUCGCAGACAUGUACAUGAAACUUCAUCUUUUGAGCUAUGCUCUCAAGGUGUUCGACGAAAUGCCUCACCGAAACUUGCCUUCACUGAACGUCACGAUUUCUGGAUUUUCGCGAAAUGGGUAUUUCGGAGAGGCCCUGGGGGCGUUCAAACAGGUGGGGUUGGGGAAGUUCAGGCCCAAUUCAGUUACUAUAGCUAGUGUUCUGCCUGCAUGUGCAAGUGUUGAACUUGAUGGGCAAGUACAUUGCUUGGCGAUAAAGUUGGGUGUUGAGUCCGAUAUUUAUGUGGCGACCGCGGUUGUGACGAUGUAUUCGAAUUGUGGGGAGCUGGUUUCGGCUAAGAAAGUGUUUGAUCAGAUUUUGGAUAAGAAUGUUGUCAGCUACAAUGCUUUUAUUUCAGGGCUUUUGCAAAAUGGGGCUCCGCAUUUGGUCUUUGAUGUGUUUAAGGACUUGUUGGAGUCUUCAGGUGAAGUACCCAAUUCGGUGACACUGGUUUCAAUUCUUUCUGCAUGUUCGAAACUUUUGUAUAUUCGAUUUGGUAGACAGAUUCAUGGGCUGGUUGUGAAGAUUGAGAUCAAUUUUGAUACUAUGGUGGGAACUGCACUUGUGGACAUGUACUCCAAAUGUGGUUGUUGGCAUUGGGCUUAUGGCAUAUUCAUAGAACUGAGUGGCAGCAGGAACCUAGUAACAUGGAAUUCAAUGAUUUCUGGAAUGAUGUUGAAUGGUCAGAGUGACAUUGCUGUUGAACUUUUUGAACAGUUAGAACCUGAAGGAUUGGAACCUGAUUCAGCAACAUGGAAUAUAAUGAUUAGUGGGUUUUCGCAACAAGGGCAGGGGGUUGAAGCUUUUAAGUUCUUCCAUAAAAUGCAAUCAGCUGGUGUAAUAGCUAGUUUAAAAUCUAUCACAAGUCUUUUACGGGCUUGCUCAGCUCUGUCUGCUUUGCAAAGUGGAAAAGAGAUUCAUGGGCACACAAUUAGAACCAAUAUCGAUACUGAUGAAUUCAUUUCUACUGCACUCAUUGACAUGUACAUGAAAUGCGGUCAUUCUUAUUUGGCUCGAAGAGUUUUUUGCCAGUUUCAGAUAAAACCUGAUGACCCAGCAUUUUGGAAUGCAAUGAUUUCUGGGUAUGGAAGGAAUGGAGAGUAUCAAUCUGCAUUUGAGAUUUUCAAUCAGAUGCAGGAAGAAAAAGUGCAACCAAAUUCAGCAACACUCGUCAGUAUCCUAUCUGUGUGCAGUCACACAGGUGAGGUUGACAGAGGAUGGCAAUUGUUUAGGAUGAUGAAUAGAGACUAUGGCCUGAACCCAACUUCGGAGCAUUUUGGUUGCAUGGUUGACCUUUUAGGUAGAUCUGGUAGGUUGAAGGAAGCUCAAGAACUUAUUCAUGAAAUGCCAGAGGCAUCCGUUUCUGUUUUCGCUUCUUUGCUUGGUGCUUGUAGGCAUCAUUCGGAUUCUGCUUUGGGAGAAGAAAUGGCUAAAAAACUUUCAGAGUUAGAGCCACAGGACCCAACCCCUUUUGUGAUUUUGUCCAACAUAUAUGCUGUUCAAGGAAGGUGGGGUGAUGUAGAAAGGGUCAGAGAAAUGAUGAAUGAUAGGGGAUUGAAAAAACCCCCUGGCUGUAGUUCAAUUGGAGUGACAUGAAAGGAACAAGAAUGCAUAGA